UCUUAAGUCUCAUUAAAUGUUAAUAUUAAAGUUACUUUUAAGUACGGUGUUAGAUUAGAUUUCUACUAACUGCCAAAUGUGAAAAUAUAUUUAUGCAAAUAUAAAAUGCCAGAUAACCUAUCAAGUGUAUGUGUCGAUACCAUAGUAGAGAAAUGUCUGAAAACAUACGAACAACUACCCAAAAAAGGAAAACCUGCCGAUGAUGAAUGGACGGUACUAUCUUGCAUUGUGAAAUAUGAAACCGAACAUGAUACGAUCGAAGUAUUAUCCUUAGGAACUGGAUCUAAAUGUAUUGGUGCUACAAAAAUGUCGCCACUCGGAGACUUGCUCAAUGACAGUCACGCUGAAGUGUUCGCUCGGCGAGGGCUUAUACAUUAUCUAUUCCAAAAUAUCGAAAAGGCUACCAACAAUCUGGAUUCUAUAUUCAUUAAAACGGAUGGCAAGCUAAAAUUAAAAGACAGUAUAGAAUUUAUAUUUUAUUCUUCACAAUUGCCUUGUGGUGACGCAUCUAUUAUACCUAAGAAUGGUGAAGAGAAAGAGGACCACUUUGGUGACCUAAUCAAGGUUAAAAGAAAGGCAGAUGACAGUGACUGUGUUCAUGACACUAAAAAACUAAAAUUAAGUGAUAUUCAUCGAACCGGUGCAAAAUGCCUUUCAAAUGCAGAACAGGACCUUAAAAUUCCUGGAAAAGAUUAUCAUGUUUUAGGUCAGGUUAGAACUAAGCCUGGAAGAGGUGAUAGAACACUAUCAGUGUCUUGUAGUGAUAAAAUAGCUAGGUGGGUUCACCUUGGUAUACACGGUGCUCUUUUGGACUUAAUAUGUGAACCUGUUUGUAUAAAACAUUUCAUAUUCGGUGCAUCUGUACCAUAUUGUGAAGAAUCAUUAAAUAGGGCAAUUUUAAAAAGGAGUAAUGAAUUCAAUAACACCAGAGCUCCAAAAUUUUACCAGUCUUCAAUAACAUUUUCAGAUAUAAAAUCAGAAGGAAAGUAUAGACCUGCUCCAGGUAGCAUAGUUUGGAUAAAUCUUACUAAUCCGAUUUUAGAAGUGGCAGUUCAAGGCAGAAAGCUGGGUUUGACAAAAAAAGGAAAGUCAAUUUCACCUGACGCAUCACUGAUUAUCAGUAAAUACAACAUAUACAAAACAUUUCUUAAAUUAUUAAAUAGAAACAAGGAGUUAAAAGUGUCCAUUUUUGGAAAUGAAAGUAUAGAAAAUAUACCAUACAAUAAAAUGAAGAUAAAAUCUAAACAAUAUAGAGACCGAUGGGAAAAUCUCAAAGAAAAAUUCUUUAGAAUCUGGACAGUCAAGGCUGACAUGUGGGAUUUCUGUGUAAAAAUACUCUAGUUUUAUUAAAUGUUUG
This is a messenger RNA of Bombyx mandarina (wild silkworm), 1357 nucleotides long. It is a transcript of the gene Adat1, whose product is annotated as Adenosine deaminase, tRNA-specific 1. Gene Ontology annotation, biological process: tRNA processing. Lineage: Eukaryota; Metazoa; Arthropoda; Insecta; Lepidoptera; Bombycidae. The record is from RefSeq and is a predicted model, not a curated record. Gene Ontology annotation, molecular function: adenosine deaminase activity; RNA binding; tRNA-specific adenosine deaminase activity.